Messenger RNA from Microtus ochrogaster (prairie vole), 1629 nucleotides. RefSeq names its product NKAP domain containing 1 (gene Nkapd1). NCBI's taxonomy places the organism in Eukaryota, Metazoa, Chordata, Mammalia, Rodentia, Cricetidae. The record is from RefSeq and is a predicted model, not a curated record.
UGUUUGUGUGUGUUUGUGUGGGGAGGGCGUUUCGAGGGAAGGCUGCCGGGAGCGCCGAGGCCGCGGCGGGGCAGGGAGCCCGCUGACAGACAUGGGGUUGUUUUUUCCGACCUCCCCUUGGAAACCUCAAGCUCCCCCUCAGGCACCCUAGACGGUUCCCGGGUCCCAACGGAAGGCCACGUCCAUGCCCCGUGUCCCCGUUCUGUCCCGGGAGUGAAACCGAGCCGCCGGGCGCUGUCCCAGCCCAGCGAGAGCGGGGAAUGCUCGGCUCCGCCGGCAGGCCGCGUUCCGCGCCUGCGCCCGCGCCCCCUCUGGCCUGGGUCCCGCAGAGAGAGCCGCCUGGCGGGCUCGGCUGGGGGAAGGCAGCCGUAGCCUGGGCCUCGGGUGAGGGCACUGUAACCGGUGGGAAGGCUGCGUUUUCACGAAGGACUCGGGUGAAGCUGCAGAGCUGCCUUUCAGCCCUGACUCCUUGGCUUCCUGGGUCGGAGGAGAUCUUGUAAUGGAGUGGUUCUUCGUCUCACACUAGCAAGAUGCCUGAUUUCCUCAGGAUCGAGGGAUUAAAGAAUGUCACGGGUUCCACUGGGGAAAGUCCUCCUGAGGAAUGUCAUCCGGCAUACAGAUGCUCACAAUAAGAUUCAGGAGGAAUCUGACAUGUGGAAAAUCAGAGAACUAGAGAAGCAAAUGGAGGAUGCUUACCAGGGGACCAGAAGGAACAUGGUACCCAGCAGCUCAAGUCGGAUGAGAAGUGAUGGUUUUGAUGAAGAAAGUCAGAGAGACUACUGGAGGCCAAAAAAUGAAAUUUCUGGGGCCCUGGAAGAUGAUUUUCUUAAGGCUAAAUCCUGGAACAAGAAGUUAUAUGAGUAUGAAUCCAACAUGCCAGACAGAUGGGGUCACAGUGGUUAUAAAGAGCUGUAUCCUGAAGAGUUUGAAACAGACAGUAGUGACCAGCAGGACAUUACCAAUGGGAAAAAAACAUCUCCCCAGGUAAAAGCAUCUGUCCACGAAUCCCACAAACAUAAGAAGUCAAAGAAAUCCCAUAAAAAGAAGCAGAAAAAACGGUCCCACAAAAAACAGAAGAAAAACAAAAAGGAAGCUAUGGACACAGCAGCAGAUUCCUCAAGUGAAUUCUCAGAAGAAACUGGAGCUUCUAGUACCAGGAAAAGGAAGCAACCACACAAGAGCAAGAAAAAAUCCAGGAAAAAGUCUCCUAAAAAAUCUUUACCUUUAGGGGGAGAAAGGGCUACUUCCCAGUCAGAUGAUUCAGCAGCUAGCAGUUCUGAGGAAAUCGAGGAAAGAGACACUAAGAAAACCAAAAGGAAAAAGAAAGAGAAAAGUGUUCAUGUUCCUGUGGUUAGCCCUGAAGUACAGGAGAGGACGAGCAAGCGCAGGAAUUGGAAAGUGGCUACAGAUGCAAGGUCUGCUGAAAGCUCAGAAGAUGACUAAGUGGGAAAGCAGCCAUCCUGCUCCCAUGGACUCUGGUUGUCUGCAACUCUUAACAGUGGGGUUUGCUAGUGACUCCUUCAGCACAGGAGUCAGAGGUCAGAGUUGUCCUACCACAGAUACCUUUUUUCCUAUUUCAGAUUGUUAAUCUCCAUCCCCUUUUGUUGUUAAUAGGGAAUCUGGUAUUUU